This is a messenger RNA of Sparassis crispa, 1122 nucleotides long. RefSeq lists its product as hypothetical. Lineage: Eukaryota; Fungi; Basidiomycota; Agaricomycetes; Polyporales; Sparassidaceae. The record is from RefSeq and is a predicted model, not a curated record. The transcript has 16 exons. Bases 1 to 1122 code for a protein of 373 amino acids.
AUGAGCGACGGCGCCAGCUUCCUCGACCUCGCCCACACCCUUCACCAGGUUCACUUCAGCACGUCCGCGUCGUUUGCCUGGCUGUUGUUCGACACGUUCCUUUCGUUUGGAGAGGAGGUCGAACUGAUAUGGAAGUCUGCGAACACCCCGCCCAAGUUCCUCUAUUUCUUCUCGCGGUACUUUGGGCUGCUCUUUCAAGCGCAAAUGCUUCCGCUCGACUGUGUCCCGAAUUUGAUCUGGAGCGGCGUCGCGCUCCAAGUUCUCAUCUUCAGCGUUGAGAUCAGCCUUAUGCUGCGCAUAUAUGCAUUCUAUGGCAAAAGUAAAACUAUCUCAUACGUCCUUUCUAUCGCGUUUAUUGGAGAACUGACGGCCAUCAUUGGGCUAGGCGUGUCCGCCUGGCCACGCUCGAUUCCUUUCGUCACGCCCUUCCCGCCCGAGUGGCCCAUCCGCGGGUGCUUCUACCCACCUCAACCGUCGUUCUACAAGGCCUCGUGGGUCCCUGUCAUGGUGUUCGAAUCGUUCCUGUUCGCACUGUCGCUCUACAAGUGUGCGGCGUACCGCCCGCUGAGGGAGGUCCCCAUCCUCGCGCGCAUCGUGCGCGAUGGGACGAUCUACUAUGCUUUCAUUUUCGUCACGAUGUCUAUCUCCGUCGUCGCGCCGUACGUCACGGACAUCGUCCUCACUGACGUCGCCAACAUCUGGAUCUCGGCGAUCUUUUCCUUCUCGGGUUCGCACCUCCUUCUCAGCGUGCGCAGCCUCGCCGCACAGCGCCGGUCGCUCGACGUGCUCACGCCCGUCAUCUCAGAGGACCUGCCGAUCGCCAGCGGGAGUGGGAGUGCGGGAAAGGACUCGCCGUCAUCGUCGCCGUUGCCGUCGCCCGCGGACUAUGUGCCCACAAAUGUAGGGCAGGACUGCGUGGUGGUGAAAGACUACGCGGGUGCGCACGACGACGUUGAGGCGCGCGCGCUGGAUACGUUCGAGCUCGUCCCCUGGCGCUCUGCGCGCGCGCACGAGUCUCCCUGCGUGUGUGGGAGCCAUGAGGUCGUUGCCCGCGAUGCAGGCUGGGGUGGGAUGAUGAGGCGCGGCACGGCGGGCGACGACGCACGGACGUCUGCUGCGUGA